AUGGAUGAGAAGCGUAAGGAACAGACAGCUGUUUCGCAAGCCUCGGAACAGGAGCAAGAGCAGCCACGAGAGCAGGCUGGGACUGCAGACUCCAGGGCGAAGGAAGACCCCGAACCAACCAAAAGCAAGAAGUCUGCGAAGCCAAAGAAGGCAUGCAAAAAGGCAUCUCACAAAGCACAUAAAUCUGUGAAGAAGACAGCUUCGACGCAGCCUCCUGAAGAAGCUUCGGAUGCCGAGACGUCAGACGAGAGCUCGGAGGCCAGCUCGGAAUCCAAAGCGGAUUCUUCAGAAGAAGAAGAGCCCGUCAGGCAGAAGAAGAAAGCGAAGAAGUCCAGUAAGCACAAGAAACGUCGGAAUGCAGUCUCUGACUCAGCAGAGUCGGAAGACAGCGAGUCAGAGGAGGAAAGCGAGUCGCCUGGCGAGGAGCCGCCGAAGAAGGCCAAGAAGACCAAAGGCAAGAAGCUCAAGAAGCACGCUGAGUCCGACGAUGAAGAUUCGAACGAAGGAUCCGAUGACAGCGAUGAGGACUUGAUAACCAAUCUGCUUCAAGCGCAGAUCGAGGCUCUCAAGGCAAAGCUGGGAGCUGCACGUAAGGGUGGCUGCAGUAAAAAGCGGCGAACCAUCGAGCCAAAGUCAGCCAAGCUUGUGAAGAAGGGAAGCAAGACGAACAGCACCUCACCGAACUUCAAGCGCGUCGACCAACUGUGGGACUCGAAGACGCACAAUUACCAGCUCAAGGAUUCCGCUGAUGUCGACGAGGCCGAGUAUGCCGAAUACGCAUUCCUGGUCCGACGCUGUUUCAGUUGGGAGAACAAGUACACGGAGACUGUCAUCGACGUCAAGUCCAAGUCGCUACGAGCCGCACUCACUGAGGUUAUGAAAGACUGCAAGAGCGUGUCGCUGGAAGCCGAGGAGCCUACACUCGAUCCCAACAUCCUCUUCCUGUACCUUGAAGAGCUUAGGGCAUACUACAAGAAGACGUUGAAGGUGAAGAUUAAAGCCGAGAAGAAGCGCAAAGCCAUCAAGAAGCUUGAGCAGCAGCGAAGCCUGACCAAAACUCUAGUAAGCUACAUCGACGAAGAUUAUGCCGACAUUAAGAAGAGAUUGUAUCCGCUUCUGGAAGCCGGCAACAUCACCUUCGACCUCAUGUGGGCAUUGUUCAAACCAAACGAGAUUGCUCUGACCUCCUGCUAUGGCGCUUGGGAUGAGGCGCGCUGCUUCAAGGUCGAGUAUGCGAAUAAGUUUUGCACCAUGCAGCGAGGCGAGUGGUACUGCAUCGAGGGCAAGUAUCUCGAGUACGACGGCAAGGCGUUUGGCUAUGGUGACUUCGAAGUCGACGUUGACGCAUUCAAAGGCCCGCGAAAGAUCACCAGUCUCGCUACCUAUCCGCUGAAGUACCACAAGGAACCGGAGGCCAUUAGGAAGCAGCUUGUAGCCCGCGGCGAGCGCUUCGUCAACAUGGAGGGCAUGCAGUACAGGUUCCACAAAGGCUUGGCUUUCAUGAAGAAGAAGCGACAAGUCGCUCGCAUAAACAUCAACGGCCGUAUAAUGGUGGAUCCAGGGACUUUCCGACGCAUCAACCCCAACUACCCGAUAUCACUCAUCAAGGCCAAGGAUGCUGAUGAGCUGUUCAGCGCCGAAGAAGACGAGGACGAGGAGUGCUCUUGCAACGGCGCCGACUCGGAAGGUGAAGACGAGGAUACCGGCAAGAAAUUGAAGAACCCUGACCACAGCGACAACGUGCCAAAGUACAAGUACAAGUGGGAGCAGAAGGACGGACGCCACUACUUCGUCGCCGUAGAGGUAGACGAAGACGGCAAUCCCAUCCGCUCCCAGCGAGUCGACGGUCUAGAAGCCAACCUCGAGCGGCGCAAGCGAAAGUACACGGAAGAAGAGCUCCUCCUCACCUCGCCAGUAGUACUAGGGUUCGCCUUCAGCGAAAAGCUCUGGCUCGAGUUCAGUCUCUCCGGCGUGCGCGACAUAGAAUGGAACGAGCACGCCUUCGACUCGCUCGUCUUGCCGGACAACCAAAAGGAUAUCGUCCGCGCGCUCGUCGAAAGCCACAAAUUCAACGCCGCGAAAACCAUUGACGAUGUCGUGCAAGGGAAGGGUAAAGGCCUCGUCUCUGUCUUACACGGCCCGCCAGGUACGGGCAAAACCUUGACCGCCGAGGGCAUAUCCGAGCUACUCCGGUGUCCGCUGUACAUGGUCUCCGCCGGCGAGCUCGGAACAGAUCCAGCCAAGCUGGAGUACGAGUUGCAGACGAUCCUUGACAUUGCGCACAGCUGGGGCGCGGUACUGCUUUUAGAUGAAGCGGACGUCUUCCUUGAGGCCCGGCAGAACCACGACAUCCAUCGUAACGCGCUGGUGUCCAUCUUCCUGCGACUGCUAGAGUACUUCCAGGGCAUUCUUUUCCUCACCACGAACCGCGUCGAUACCUUCGACGAAGCAUUUCAGUCCCGGAUACACCUCCCGCUACGGUACGGUGAGCUGACCAACAAGGCGAAAAAGAGCGUGUGGAAGAUGUUUCUGGAUCUCGUGCGGCAAAGCGAUGAGACUUCUGUUGCGCAGUUCUCCGAGUAUGAUCUUGAUGUGUUGUCGAGGCAUCAGAUGAAUGGACGACAGAUCAAGAAUGCUGUUCGCACGGCGCAAGCGCUGGCGCUCAGGGAGAAGAAGAUGCUGGAUAUUGGCCACGUGAAGAAGGUUCUUGAGGUGAGUGAGACGUUUGAGCGGGAUCUGAAGGGUGGUACGGGGUAUUUGGAUGCUAUGAGGAGCUAUACAUAG
This is a messenger RNA of Baudoinia panamericana UAMH 10762, 2784 nucleotides long. RefSeq lists its product as uncharacterized. Bases 1 to 2784 code for a protein of 927 amino acids. NCBI's taxonomy places the organism in Eukaryota, Fungi, Ascomycota, Dothideomycetes, Mycosphaerellales, Teratosphaeriaceae. The transcript is spliced from 2 exons. The record is from RefSeq and is a predicted model, not a curated record. Gene Ontology annotation, molecular function: ATP binding; ATP hydrolysis activity.